This is a messenger RNA of Symbiodinium necroappetens, 1428 nucleotides long. Lineage: Eukaryota; Dinophyceae; Suessiales; Symbiodiniaceae. The record is from the annotation of a GenBank genome assembly.
AUGGCCCGGGCUGCUUCGGAUGAAAAGUGCUUGGCCGCGGCUCUGGAAGCGUGCGCGACCGUGAGAUCACGUUUUCGCCGUGAAUUGCCGUGGCUUCAGUGGCCGAUCCCCGGCAGGGAAGCCAAGCCAGGGCCAGCAUCGUCGUCCAAGGAUCCUCACUUUCCCUGCACAAGAGCAUUGGAAUUGAAUGCUGCAGUGCUCCACAAGAUGCUAGAUGUUUUCACGGGUGAGUUCGUGGACAUUGCUUACCUGACUGGACAGGAUCCUCAGGUGGCUGAGUUGUUCAGGCGCGUGGAAGCCAUCCGCGCAAACAUCGCGGCACAGGAGAUGGAAGUGCAGGGUGAUGCGGCCGAUGAGGCCGAUCUUUAUGAAGAUGAUGUGAUGGAGGGUGAUGAUGGUGAAGAGGCCGAUGGAAUGGAAGAGGAAGAGGCGGCCGAAGGAGAGGCCGAUGUGGACGAAGAGGCGGCCGAGGGAGAGGCCCAUGGAAUGGAAGCCCACGAAGAGGCUGCCGAAGGAGGGGCCGAUGGAGUGGAAGCCCACGAAGCUGGGCACGAGAAUCCGGUGCACCGGUAUCGCUCCAAGCGCUCGCUCGAGACCGUCAGCGAGCUGGCAUCCCCGACAGCCUCAGCCGCCCCCUCUGAGUUCUCCAUCCCCCCUGAGAUGUCCGAGGAGCAGAAGGAGGAGUUGGCUAAGAUUCUUGAGCAAAUCAACCGGCUGACCCUCGAGUCCUUCGAUCUGAUGGUCCAGUCAGUGCCCUGCAAGGUAGACAUGCCGAGCAAGGUGGCAGUGACAGUCACGCCCGCUAUGCAGCGGGAGAAGGCGGCGGACAAGAGGAUGAAGGGCCGCCGCGGUCCUGGCAAGCGGGGCCCAAAGGCCAAGAGGGUGCGCGCAGCCGCGGACUCCGGUGCCCGAAGCAGCACGGAUACGGUGGAUGUGGGCACCCGCGUGAGCAUCAAGAAGGGCAAGGCCAAGGGCAAGGCGAAGAAGGUGAAGCCGGCAGCUGCAGCGAGCGGCGAGGUGGACGAGCCGACUGAGCCGAAAGAGGAGCCGGUGCCGGCCCAUGAUGCCGAGGCAGUGGAGCCCCGCCGCCGCAGGGGCCGGAAGGCCAAGGUGCCCGAGGGCGAGAGCGCUGAUCACGAUGUGCAGCAGCACAUCUGGUUGUCGGACACAAGGUGGGUGUACCAGAUCCUGUCGAACCAGAAGUUCGGAUGUGGCGGAUGCCGUUUCCUUUGGUUUGGCUGCAAGAGCUGCCAAAAGGAGACUUUCAGGGGCCGCAAUUGCAAUCAGAUGAAGAAGGACCCAACGUACAUUGCGGCUCUGGCUGCAGCGACCGGUGAUGCUCCCGAGGAGGCUGCUGAGGCGGUUGAUGAAGCCGCGGUGGCCCCCGAGCCGGCCCGUGCGAAGAGGGCCAAGAAGGCCAAGAAGUGA